Messenger RNA from Synchytrium microbalum, 954 nucleotides. RefSeq lists its product as uncharacterized. Gene Ontology annotation, biological process: transport. The record is from RefSeq and is a predicted model, not a curated record. Lineage: Eukaryota; Fungi; Chytridiomycota; Chytridiomycetes; Synchytriales; Synchytriaceae. Gene Ontology annotation, molecular function: transmembrane transporter activity. Bases 1 to 954 code for a protein of 317 amino acids. The transcript has 9 exons.
AUGGCGGAUUCUGUAAAGGAUUUCAUAGCAGGGACAUUUGGGGGAUGGGCUCAAGUGUUUGCCGGACAUCCAUUUGAUACCCUGAAGGUGCGUUUGCAAACGCAAGGAGAUCCGCCCAAGUAUCGAAAUGCUAUGGAUUGUCUGUCGAAAUCAAUCAAGGAAGAGGGUUUUCAGGCAUUGUAUAAGGGGGCUACAAGUCCACUGCUGGGUGUUGGUGUUGCGAAUGCUGUCUUGUUUACAGUUCACGGCUUCAAUUUGAGGACACUGGGUGGUGGCCAGUCAUCAGAUGAAAUGUCUAUAGCACAACACUUUGGGGCUGGCGCAUUAUCAGGAAUCGCAAUUGCAUUCGUCAACUGUCCUGUCGAUCUCCUGAAAAUUAGAUUACAAACGCAGUAUACAGUUAAAAAGAGAUUGAAAGAUGGUGUUGCUCCUCCGACCACCGCGUCAGGCAUCAUCGACAAACCACGAUACACAGGCGUGUUUGAUGCUGCUACAAAGAUAACGAAAGCAGAUGGUAUUCGAGGGUUAUAUAGAGGACUUGGGAUAUGUAUAGUUAGAGAGAUACCCAGUUUUGCAGGAUAUUUUGGGAUUUAUGAGUUGUCGAAACGAUUGUUAGCUGGAUCGAAUCCACAAGAGCCCCUUGCUGCGUGGCAAUUACUUUUGGCUGGUGGGUUUGCCGGUAUUGCUGCAUGGCUGCCGUGUUAUCCACAGGAUGUGUUAAAGUCCAGGAUACAAUCUGAUACCCGUAAUGCACCGAUUAUGGAGUAUGUUCGUGAAAUCAUCAAGUCAGGGAAGGGAAGCUAUCGUGGAUUCUUUAGAGGGUUUGGCCCAACUAUGGUUCGAGCUUUUCCUGCGAACGCCGCAACCUUUUUAACUUAUGAACUUGCAAUCAAGGCAAUGCAAGGAACAGAACCUCAAAAGGGAGCACCACGUGCCGCCCUUACAGCUUUUUAA